Molecule: messenger RNA, 1260 nt
Organism: Sungouiella intermedia
Lineage: Eukaryota; Fungi; Ascomycota; Pichiomycetes; Serinales; Metschnikowiaceae
Source: the annotation of a GenBank genome assembly
AUGAAUAUAAAUAGAGCAUUCUGUGCCCAAUUGCGCCAGGUACGUUUGCGACACACUAUGGCUAACCCACUGAUACCUACAGAAAUGUUACUGAGCGCAUGGCUUCGCCAUCACCUCUUUAUCUUGGGCUUUGAUAAGCUCAAACUCCAUGCUUAUAAGAAGCUCUCGUCGCUAAUAUCUCAGGGUGGCGGCGGAGUAAUCAAGAAUGUUGUAUUUGACAUGUCGCUGUUUGUAAAGAGGGAAUGGAACAACAACCUGGACUUGCUCCAACACGUGGCUCCUGACUUGACAUUGAACCUGAACAUGCUGGACUUCAAGUGGUUCUACAUCUCUGUAGGCUAUAUGAUGUUGACCCAGCCAGAAUCAAAGGUAGAACUGCUUACAGAUAAGGUGGUGAACUUUUAUCUUGACCUGGGAGGUGGCCAUUUGCUGCUUGAUGCUCCCAUUGGAAACACCGAGAAGCAAAUCUUGAAGCUAGCUGCUAAGUAUUACAAGUCGGUCAAGAUCAACUACAGGGCAUUAUACGAUCCCAAUUUAGAUCCUCGGUUCAUAACGGUGGGUGAGGGCACUUCUGCUGUCACAAUAUGCUUGCCUGAUCUUCCAAAGAUAAACUCCAAGCAUCUAUUAGCCAAGGCGCUUUUACAUAAGGAAUUGUACAGAGCGGUUUUCCUGGUUGACCACCCCUUCUGUCAGUCUCUUAUGCGUCAAAACAUUUCCAUCAACAGAUCGGCACUCAAUGUUAUUCGGUAUGACUUGCUGUUUCUCGAUGGUUUGGGUGACUUCUUCUUGGCAACAGAGUCUUCAGAAUUUUUGUAUAAGUUCAGGUCUCUGAAACCGUACUCGGAGGAUGCUUCUUUUGGAAAGAAGACCUAUACGUUGCUUAAGACGAUAUUGGCCACCAAUACAUUAUUGCUGCGCUUGGCCGUUGCUUACAACUUACAUACUGCUCUUGACGAUAACAUUGUUUCGGGAUUACUUAAUGAUUCCUACAUCCCAUACAUUUCCUCCGGAAUGGUAUCCAACGACCCUCUGGUAAUGAAGUAUGAGGAGGAAUUUGUGGCUGACUACUUUGAGCAGUACGUAGGGGCACUUUACUUAGAGCAGCCAGAAGUGGCCAAGGAGUGGAUCAAUAUCUUAUUUGAACGCAUAUUGUUUCUGAUUUCGGAUUCAUAUAAGGUGAUUCAUCGAAGAAGAAAGCUACUGGCAAGUCAUUACGAUUAUCGUGCCUGGAGCGUGGAUGUCAUUGGCAGGUCCAUAUGA